Messenger RNA from Trametes versicolor FP-101664 SS1, 990 nucleotides. RefSeq lists its product as uncharacterized. Gene Ontology annotation, cellular component: nucleus. Gene Ontology annotation, biological process: regulation of transcription by RNA polymerase II. The record is from RefSeq and is a predicted model, not a curated record. The transcript has a single exon. NCBI's taxonomy places the organism in Eukaryota, Fungi, Basidiomycota, Agaricomycetes, Polyporales, Polyporaceae. Gene Ontology annotation, molecular function: DNA-binding transcription factor activity, RNA polymerase II-specific; RNA polymerase II transcription regulatory region sequence-specific DNA binding. The coding region runs from base 1 to 990 and encodes 329 amino acids.
AUGGCCGAAUGUAUCAGGUGCAGUCGCACUUUCAGCGACGCAAACGACUUAUUGUUCCAUGCUCUCGUGUCCGACAAUCAUCACCGCUGCCGCGACUGCGACGAGGACUACACCACGAAGGCCGAGCUCCGGCAGCACUUCGUGGAUAGCCCCAAGCAUUUCUACUGCUUCCGGUGCAACCUCCAUCUCGCGACGCAGAUUGCGUUGGUCAAGCACAAUGGCUGGACUCACCGGCGUCGCCCGCGCGUCGUUGCCCACUCCGGGUCCACAUCCCCCACAUCCACUCUGUCCGUGUCAUCCACUAUAUCUACUUUAUCCGUCUCAUCCUCACCCGAGGCCAAAGAACAGGAGAAAACGAAGUUCACCGACCGCUACUGCGUGCCGUGCAAGAGGGCGUUCAUGAGCCCAGGCAACCUCCGAAGCCACCAGCGGUCGCACAUCCACCAAGGGCGACGCAUCCCGUGCCCGUUCUCAGGGUGCGGGAAGCGCUUCGUCUCGACGGCUGCCGUGUUCAUCCACCUCGAGUCCGGCACCUGCGCAUCAGGCAUGACGCUCGACAAGCUCGUCCGGCUUGUUGCCCGCGUCGACCACGAGCACAUCCUUACCAUCCCCGACCGACUUGCCAACGUCACCACCAACGCCAACAUUCACACCAACACUAACAAACCGUUCCCCUCGUCGUCGACAACAGGUGUCAGUAUGAGAGGUAGAGUGAGGUACGUCCGAGACGGCGCGCUUUACAGGUGCAGCGCAUGCGGCAAGGCCUUCAGGACGUACCUCGCGUUCACCAGACACGCCGGGAGCGCAGCGCACGCUGCGCAGGUCUUCCGGUGCCCGCUCGCUCACGGCUGCGGUGCGGAGUUCCGUACGUUCAGCGGGCUCUGCCAGCAUGUCGAGAGCGAGCGGUGCCGGGUGCGCGGUCUCAGGGAUAUGGUCGACAAGGUCAUAAGGUCGGUUCUGAACAAAGUUAAGGGGAUGACGGCGCGGUGA